Messenger RNA from Lucilia sericata (common green bottle fly), 878 nucleotides. Its product is annotated as kxDL motif-containing protein CG10681. Bases 120 to 806 code for a protein of 228 amino acids. The transcript has 2 exons. The record is from RefSeq and is a predicted model, not a curated record. Lineage: Eukaryota; Metazoa; Arthropoda; Insecta; Diptera; Calliphoridae. Gene Ontology annotation, cellular component: BORC complex. Gene Ontology annotation, biological process: lysosome localization.
UCUUUGUUUUUGUCCGAAAAAAUGUAAACAAAAAUAAUCAAUAAUAAAUUUUCAUAACAAAAAACGUAUACCUUAUACCACAGAAUUGCAAUAUUAUUUUUGUACGAGGAAAAAAAAAAAUGAGUAAUGAAAUCUCUUACCAACCAAACGAAACUUUAAACAAUGAUGAUGUCACACAGGACGUAACACCAGAAAGUGAAUUUAGCAUGGAUGGAUUUAACAACUAUACAGCUGGUGAAGCUUUUAUACAAGGAUUAGCUGGAUUAGUUAAUCAAAGUGAUGUUGAAACUAUGAUAAGAGCUCAAAAACAAAUGUUACAGCGUUUUGAGAAAACGAAUGAAAUGCUUUUAAAUUGUAAUGCAUUAUCACAGAGUCGUUUAAAACAGGCGAACGAUGAUUUUAAAAGACACUGUAAGGUAUUGGCCGAUAUGAAAAAGGAUUUGGAUUAUAUAUUUCGAAAGAUUCGUUCCAUUAAACAAAAACUAAGCCAUCAAUACCCUGUAGCGUAUGCCGAGGCCCAGCCACAGAGAAGCAGUUUAGCUGAGGAGGCUGAAGAUGAAACAGAAGUUAGAAAAGUCUCUUCUACUGUUAGUAAAAGCAAUGAUUCCCCUGCUCCAUCAUGUUCGAAAAAACAAAAUGAGAUGGAUAAACCCAGCUCUUCCACUACCACAGUCGAGUAUGUGCAAAUGGAAGAGGCGGUCGAUAAUGGCAAACCCAUAGAGAACGAACUAAUUAAGAGAGUGUGUUCGAUAGAGACUACAAAUCCCAAUGAUUCAUCUGACUGCACUUCAGAGGAUACCGGUUAGUUAAAUUAAGUAAUUGUAUAGACAAUUUUUUAGCUAUAAAACUAAUAUAAUUUAGAGAUUUAUUAAAAAUAC